ACAGUUUGUCAUAAAGUUCAAAUAGUAAGCUUCCUCUAUAUGUUAGAGUUCAUGUAUCACAAACAGUUGCUGUUUUGUUGAACAACAAGACACUUGAAGCUUCUAACUGUAGAAAACUGUGUGGGUCAUUCAUACCAAAUUGUAGCAAUAUAUGAUACUGUUUAGUUACUGUUGAAUGAUAAAAAAAAACACAUUCGUGAGAAAAAGUUGCAAUAUAAAACAACAUUCUGUCAAAUGGUUUGUACGCAGUACACCCACACAUGAGAAAUUCAACAUAUGCUACUCAUAUUUAACAGUUUGGGAUACUGUGGCAUUUAUUAGUAUUUGUUAGCGUCUUCUUUAGCACUGUGUGCCUACAGUAAUAAAGAUACACGCCUAAAAAAAUAACGCUGAGCCAGUGCAAGUUUAGCAUUGAAUCGUCAUACCAAGCUGUUUUUCUCUAAUGUAAAUCAGCCCUCUAGUCACUCAAGUAAAUAAAAGUGAAACAAAUUAAAUGUUACAUUGUUUCUCCGUUUGGUAUAUGGAUGUUUUUUUAAAGUACGAUGAUUUUUGAUCGUUAUUAUUGAAUUUUAUUUCGCGGCCACUGCAUCACUUUUUUAAGCGUGUAUGUUUUUGCUGCAUCAGCAUCAGUGCCGUGCUCGUCAAAGCAAAAAAGCGUCUGUUUUUUGAAGUAUCCUGCGGAUUGUUCGGGUGCGCAAAAAAGUUCCGUUCCGUUCCCCCUGCUGCUGUUUCCAGAAGACGCCGGCCGGCCGGUACCUACUGCUGAUGCAAUUUAACAAAAUAUCAACACGCGACUUGCAUCUCGGCUCGAAGAAAAAAAAACUGCGAGGCGGCCAACUACGUGAACGGGAAGGCUGUUGUUAUGGGAAGUCCGAAACACCCCAUCGGUGCUGCAAAAAUUUUCGAAACUAUCCAUAAAACCAUGAAGAUCGGCCGCCAGGUGUCGAUCCACAAGCACCACGAGGACCGGAAGAUGUGCGUCAAAGAGCGCUUCAAUUAUGAACUAGCUGAAACGCGAACAACAUCGGAGAUUCCGGCCAGAAGCGAGAAGCGCAAUGCCUAUGAACAGGUGGACAAGAAGCGCAUAGCUCGGAAUGUUCGCGGGAAGGAAACAGAAGUGGAAGCUACGGAAAGGACUGAGCAGCAACCACGACGCCGGAAACAAGUUGGAUGAGUUCGUGUAAUGCAAGAUCUUUCUUUGCAUUUCGUGACUAGGACGGAAACGGAACCAACCAGCCCGAUGGCAGUUGCGCACACUGAUAAAGUACGAACCAUAAAGAGUGGUUGAGUGAAGCAUCUUCCCGUAAACGAAACCACCCGGAAGAGAGAAUGGCGUGUUCACUUACGUUAUAUCUUCAAAAAGUUUAUGAUUGAAUCUCGGAUUAAAUUUAAAUCGGUAAUAAUUAUAUAUGUUGUAAUAAAUAUGUAUCGUAUUUAAUAUUUUUUUAUUUAGCUACAAUAAUGCAAGUAA
This is a messenger RNA of Aedes albopictus (Asian tiger mosquito), 1471 nucleotides long. RefSeq lists its product as uncharacterized. The record is from RefSeq and is a predicted model, not a curated record. The coding region runs from base 863 to 1174 and encodes 103 amino acids. The transcript is spliced from 2 exons. NCBI's taxonomy places the organism in Eukaryota, Metazoa, Arthropoda, Insecta, Diptera, Culicidae.